Pediculus humanus corporis (human body louse) is the source of this 165-nucleotide messenger RNA. Its product is annotated as 4E-binding protein thor, putative. Bases 1 to 165 code for a protein of 54 amino acids. Gene Ontology annotation, cellular component: cytoplasm. The transcript has 2 exons. Lineage: Eukaryota; Metazoa; Arthropoda; Insecta; Psocodea; Pediculidae. Gene Ontology annotation, molecular function: eukaryotic initiation factor 4E binding. The record is from RefSeq and is a predicted model, not a curated record. Gene Ontology annotation, biological process: negative regulation of translational initiation.
AUGUCUGCGUCUCCUGUUGCACGACAAACAACCAAUUGCCAAAAUAUUCCAUCAAGACGUGUCGUCGUUAAUGAUGCUUCACAACUUCCACAUGAUUAUUCUACUACACCAGGGGGAACACUUUUUUCUACUACUCCAGGAGGCAGUUUGAAUUCAAAAUUUUAA